This is a messenger RNA of Brassicogethes aeneus, 2301 nucleotides long. Lineage: Eukaryota; Metazoa; Arthropoda; Insecta; Coleoptera; Nitidulidae. The record is from the annotation of a GenBank genome assembly.
CGGUGAUUAUUCAAAUUGUGUUUAUUUUUAUUGUGUAUAUUUUAAAAAGAAUAUAAACUAAAAUAUUCUUUAUAAAAUUUCCAAGUCAGUUAGUGUUUCUACUCGUGCUUCUAUUCGUUGUCCAUUAUUUGGUGAUCCAAAAGAAAUGACUUGCAUUGUUCUACCAACAUUUAAGGAUGCGAUGUUGCAUUAUUUUUGGAUUAGAAAUGAAAUUAAAAGCAAUACACGGUCGGAUCCGUCGGUAAAAAUAAUUUCUGAAAAAUUGGCGCAAACAAUAAUUCAGAUAUGGGAGACGUCAUCUAUACCAACGGUAAGCAAAACCCGAGUUGAACAAAAAAUUCGAAGUUACCAUGAUAAAUACCAGUCAUUAAUGAAAUCUUACAAACAAAGAAAAAAUGUACCAAGCUAUAAAAGUAAAUUGGCCAAAUUUGAGGAGGAUAGUAAGCAACUGUUCGAUAUAGCUGCAUGUAAAUGUGAUUUUGCCCAUUGUAUUUGCGAUAAAAAAAAAGUGCCAUUACGAGAGCAAUCUUUCUUAUCAGAUCAAAGAAAAAACAGAAAAAUGGUCAUAGGGUCCGUUGACAUACCUCUUUCUAAAAAAAUAUUGCAAAAAAUAGCAAGAAAAACUUUAGAGGAUGCACGCUUACAUGCCGCUGUAACAGCCGACCCUGUAAUAAAAAAUCUACAAGUCUCAUCGACUGCCUUACAACCUGAGCCUGGUACUUCUUCACAACAUAAAAUUCUAGAUCACUUGGAUAAUAUAAAAUCAACAUCGUCAAAACAAAUGAGAGUAGCUUUACCAUCAUUAGCGAAAACGUCAGAUCGAUACCGUUUAUCAGACCGAGCUGCUGCUGAUAUAGCCAGUUCUGUUUUAGAAGACAUUGGUAUUAUUAAUUCAGAAAAUAUAUCACAAGCAAUUGAUAAGAAUAAACUAAGAAGAGAAAGAAGUAAAGUCAGGCAUUUACUUCAACAACAGGCUAACAGUACAUCUUUGGUUGGUCUUUACUUCGAUGGGCGUAAAGACAAGACCCUAGUGCAAGAAAAAAUAGGUAAUAGAUUUCACCAGAAGACAAUUGUAGAGGAGCAUAUUUCUUUGGUGCAAGAACCAGGAUCAUCUUACCUUUGCCACAUUACUCCUAACUCUGGCUCAGCAAGGGAUAUUGCUCAAAGUAUACUUAAUCAUUUAGAUCAAUCAAAUGUAUCAACCGAAGAGUUAGUUGCUGUGGGAUGUGACGGGACCGUUGUAAAUACAGGUCAUAAAGGAGGUAUAAUAAAAAUACUAGAGAGAAAACUUCAUAGGUCUUUGCAGUGGUUUCCUUGUUUACUACAUGCUAAUGAACCAUCACUCCGUCAUUUAUUUAGUCAACUAGAUGGGGUUACAACAGGCCCCAACACAUAUUCAGGGCCUAUUGGAAAGGGUUUGGAAAAAUGUGAACAAUUUCCAGUUGUUGCUUUUCAAGCUAUUGCAACAGAUUUUUCAGAGUUCGGGAAUAUCGACAUAGACGAUUUAAGUUCAGAUCAGAAAUAUUUACUACAAAUUUGUAAGGCAGUUAUCUCUGGUUUUUGUUCAGAAGACCUUGCACAUAAACAUCCAGGAAAAUUAUCCCACAGUAGGUGGGUAACAGCUGCCAAUAUAAUACUACGUCUCUACGUAGGUACAAAAAGCCCUUCCGCAGAACUUAAAAUCCUCGCUGAAUUCGUAGUCAAGGUGUACGCUAAGAUAUGGUUUAAAAUAAAAACCAGGUCUUGUUGUACACAACGAGCAGUCCAUCUGUGGGAAAUGAUACACUAUUCCAGGUAUCUUCCAAAAAAAAUCCGAAAUAUUAUCGAUCCUGUAAUACUGCGAAAUGCAUUUUUUGCACAUCCUGAAAGGAUUCUUCUAGCAAUGGUUGCCGAUAAUCGAAAACACAUUAAAGAACUUGGAGUUAGACGUUUGAUUAAAUCCAGAAAUGAGAGGAAUAAUAAUAUAAUUAGAGAGUUCAGAAUUCCAAAAGUAAACUUUUACUCAAAAGAUUAUAUUGACAUGAUUAAAUGGCAUUAAUGCAAAAUAACUGAGCCGCCUAUUUUACGCAGUGUUCCAGAUGAAGUUCUGCAGUCGUGUAUUUUAGGUGAGACCGAUAUUAAUAUAAUAAAGUUUCCUUGUCACACCCAAAGUGUGGAGAGAUGUGUAAAAAUUGUUACUGAGGCUGCCGCUUCAGUUUUUGGAGCUGAAAAUCGAGAUGGUUUAAUUAGAAGCAGAUUGCAUUCUAGAUCUUUAAUGCACCGGUUUGAGCACAAAGCAAAUUUUAAAGUUUCUGCAUUAAA